Pieris macdunnoughi is the source of this 1821-nucleotide messenger RNA. The record is from the annotation of a GenBank genome assembly. Lineage: Eukaryota; Metazoa; Arthropoda; Insecta; Lepidoptera; Pieridae.
AUGGCUCAUAUAACAGUAUGUUCAGCUGCAAAACUGACGCGACUAGCACCAGGGCCUCUUAAAUUAAUGAUAGUGCCUUUGCGGCGAAAUAUAACUGCUAGCGUUUUACACAACAGCGAACAUGAGAGAUCUAACAAACAUAGGAAAUAUGUAUAUGCUGCUACUUCCAUUGGCUUAGCCUUACUGGCUGGAUCACACAUGUAUAAUGAAAAAAAGUUUUUUAAAGCAGCCCAAGUUGGAAAUAUUCCUGAACUUCAAAAGCAGGUUGCGGCCGCAAAAGACAGCGGAUAUAAUGCCGGAGCAGGCGACGAAGGUCCGGCGGAUCGGCGGCACUCACUGGGUUGGACGGCGCUCAUGGUGGCCGCCGCCAACGACCACCCCACCGCCGUCAAAGAGCUGCUGAAACUGGGCGCCAGACCCGACUCGCGCGAACAAUACGCCGGGGCGUCAGCCACCGCCGCUUCGACGGGCCUGCAUCCUCUGGAGGUCUUACAGAGGAGAGAAGACGAAUUCUGCGGGUCGAUGAAUGCGAGGGCUUCCUUUCUGGGGUGGACGGCCCUGCACUACGCCGCGCUGUCGGACUCCACUGCGUCGGCGGAGGCCCUGCUGGAGGCCGGAGCCGACCCCACGGCGCGCGAUCACGCCGGCCGUCGGGCCCUGCACUACGCGCGAGAGCCUUCGCCCACGCGUGACGUCAUCGUCGAGCACGCGCGCCGCUGGGAGGAGGCCGCCGCCGCCGCCGCGGCCGAAGAGCGGCGCCGGUUUCCGCUCGAGCAGCGCCUCAAGCAGUUCAUCGUCGGUCAGCAGGCGGCCAUCGAGACGGUCGCCGCCGCAGUCCGGCGGAAGGAGAACGGCUGGGCGGACGAGGACCACCCGCUCGUGUUCCUCUUCCUCGGCAGCUCCGGCAUCGGAAAGACCGAGCUGGCCAAGCAGCUGGCGAGGUACAUGCACAGGGACGACCCCGCGGCGUUCAUUCGACUGGACAUGUCGGAGUACCAAGAGAAGCACGAGGUGGCCAAGCUCAUCGGCGCGCCGCCCGGCUACGUGGGCCACGAGGAGGGCGGGCAGCUGACGAGGGCGCUCGCCCGGCGCGCGGACGCCGUCGUACUCUUUGACGAGGUCGACAAGGCCCACCCCGACGUGCUCACCGUGCUGCUGCAGCUCUUCGACGAAGGUCGCCUCACGGACGGCAAGGGCAAGCUGAUCGAGUGCAAGAACGCCAUCUUCGUCAUGACGUCGAACCUGGCCGCGGACGAGAUCGCCCAGUACGGCCUGCAGCUGCGCCGCGAGCAGGAGGCGCUCCUGGCGCAGAGGACGAGGGCCCGCGCCGCGCAGGGCGAGCCCACCACCCCCGUGCGGGCCGAAGACGGCCCCGAGCGCUCCCCGGAGGUGUCGCGGCAGUUCAAGGACGAGGUGGUGCGUCCCAUCCUGAAGAAGCACUUCGGGCGCGACGAGUUCCUCGGCCGCAUCAACGAGAUCGUGUACUUCCUGCCUUUCUCGCGCCAGGAGCUGCUCACGCUGGUGCAGCGCGAGCUGGCGCGGUGGGCCGACAAGGCGCGCGUGCGCCACGGGCUCGAGCUGCGCUGGGAGGGCGGCGCGCUGGGCGCGCUGGCCGACGGCUACGACGUGCACUACGGCGCGCGCUCCAUCACGCACGAGGUGGAGCGCCGCGUCGUCAACAUGAUCGCGCUGGCGGCGGAGCGCGGCGCUCUCGCCAGAGGCUCCGCCGUGCUGCUGCUCGAGGCCGACGGCCGCCUGGCGCUGGCCGUGCGUCCGCCCGCCGCCCGCGACUACCGCCGCCUCGAUCUGGACGCCCUCUGA